This is a messenger RNA of Miscanthus lutarioriparius, 810 nucleotides long. Lineage: Eukaryota; Viridiplantae; Streptophyta; Magnoliopsida; Poales; Poaceae. The record is from the annotation of a GenBank genome assembly.
AUGGCGGUGAGCAACAACAUCACGGCGUGCGUGACGCUCCUAGCGCUAAUCUGCGCUGUCCCCGUCAUCGCCUCAGGGAUCUGGUUCGCGUCAGCACAGGGCGAGGAGUGCGCGCGGCUAGCGCGGUGGCCCGUGGCGAUCCUAGGCGGGCUGCUCCUCCUGGCCGCGCUCGCGGGCUUCGUGGGCGCGUACUGGAACCGGCGCCGGCUGCUGGCGUUCUACCUCUUCGCGAUGGCGUCGCUGGUCGUGCUGCUCAUCGCGCUGCUCGUCUUCGCCUUCGCCGUCACGCGCGGGUCCGGGGCGUACCCGGUGCUGGGGCGCGCCUACGACGACUACCACCUCGACGGGUUCUCCAUGUGGCUCAGAGGGUAUGUGUCUGAUGACCCUGGAAGGUGGGAGAAGAUCAGGGCGUGCCUCGCUGUCUCUGAUACUUGUAAGAAGCUCGCGAGACAGGCCGCGUUCACUAGCGCCGAGCAGUUCUAUCAGUCGCGCCUCUCCCCGCUCCAGUCUGGGUGCUGCAAGCCGCCGUCGGUGUGCGGGUUCAGCUACGUGAGCCCGACGGUGUGGACGGCCCCGGCGCGGCCGGCGGCGGACCCGGACUGCGGGCUGUGGAGCAACGACCCGGGGCAGCUGUGCUACGAGUGCGAGUCCUGCAAGGCGGGCCUCCUGGAGGCGCUCCGGGACCAGUGGCACAAGGCCAACAUCGCGCUCGUCGUCGCCACCGUCGCGCUCGUCAUCCUCUACCUCGUCGGCUGCAGCGCAUACAAGAACGCGCAGGCCGCCGCCAUCUUCGGCCGCUACAAGUACUAG